This is a messenger RNA of Impatiens glandulifera, 1215 nucleotides long. Its product is annotated as probable mitochondrial import inner membrane translocase subunit TIM21. NCBI's taxonomy places the organism in Eukaryota, Viridiplantae, Streptophyta, Magnoliopsida, Ericales, Balsaminaceae. Bases 143 to 991 code for a protein of 282 amino acids. The transcript has 6 exons. Gene Ontology annotation, biological process: protein import into mitochondrial matrix. The record is from RefSeq and is a predicted model, not a curated record. Gene Ontology annotation, cellular component: TIM23 mitochondrial import inner membrane translocase complex.
GAAGAAGAAGGUAAUAGCAGCAAGACAAGAAACUAGUAGACUUGAAGCAGCGGCAGAUUGCUGGUUUCAGGUUAACGAUCAUCAAUUCCUCAUAUCAUUAUUCUCUCUCACUCAAUCCGCAUUUUUAUUGAACUUCAUCGAGAUGUUACGAAGAUGCAGCGACAAAACUGCGGCGUAUCUUUUCAGGGUUAGUAAUACCCAGAAGAAAUUCAACAUCAGAGGACAGGAAGAUUCUUCCUUUUUCAUCCCAAGGAUCCAUUCAAACGUUUCUGCUGCAGUGCAUCCAGCGAAAAUUUCUAUUGAAACAAGUUUAUCAACUAAGACCAAGGGCUUGCUUGGAGGGAAGCAGAUUAGAGAAUCUAUAACGCGUUUGCAGUUAUCAUCCCAGAUAUGUAGAAAUCGUGUGGCCGACAUCAGUUAUCCCUUGUCUUUUAGAACCUUUGCAUCACAGGCUUCUGGAAAACAGAGAAGAGAUCCAUCGCAGACUAAGAAAGAAGUUUCAAAAGUUGAGGAUCCCUUUGAUGCCCCUACAUACCAUAUCCCUGAAAAACCUGUGUCAUUCACUGAGGGAGCUUCUUACAGCCUUAUUAUUCUAGCUGGGCUGGGAGUAGCUGCCGCUGCAGGAUAUGCUGUUUUCAAGGAGCUAAUAUUUCAACCCAAAGAGUACAAAAUAUUUGACAAGGCUCUGGAAAGGAUACAAAAUGAUAGUCAGGUGAGGGUUAGAAUUGGUCAUCCUAUAACAGGCUAUGGCCAGGAAAGCAGAAAUCGUGCAGCUCGUCAAAGAAUCCCAAAUAAAAUAUGGACCGAUGAAGAAGGCGUUGAACAUGUUGAGGUGAAUUUCUACAUCCGUGGCCCUAGCGGAGCUGGAAAAGUCUAUACGGAAAUGUUCAAAGACAAAGCCGACAAACAAUGGAAGUUCACAUUUUUGGUGGUCGAAAUCACUUCACCUUCUCGUGCACAGUUAAUGCUCGAGUCUUACAUGCCUGCUUAAUAAACUUACGCUUGUGACAUGCCUGAAAUUGUUUGACAUGGUUGAGUUUAAGCCCAUAAAAACUGGGUAUAUUGAUUAAUAACUUCCACCCUAUGACAAGGCACUAAAUUGAUUUUAUUUAUUUUUACUACGAAUUCCUUUGGUUAUUAACUUAAAUGGAUUCCCUUUUGAUAAAGGGAGGGGGAGAGGUUAUGUUCAUGGUUUCACUAGUUUUGUUUUUUGAA